This is a messenger RNA of Galeopterus variegatus (Sunda flying lemur), 726 nucleotides long. RefSeq lists its product as uncharacterized. The record is from RefSeq and is a predicted model, not a curated record. Gene Ontology annotation, cellular component: blood microparticle; immunoglobulin complex, circulating; external side of plasma membrane. Gene Ontology annotation, molecular function: antigen binding; immunoglobulin receptor binding. The transcript is spliced from 4 exons. The coding region runs from base 1 to 726 and encodes 241 amino acids. Lineage: Eukaryota; Metazoa; Chordata; Mammalia; Dermoptera; Cynocephalidae. Gene Ontology annotation, biological process: innate immune response; defense response to bacterium; B cell receptor signaling pathway.
AUGAGACUAUGGGGUCUUCUCCUUUGCCUGGUGACAGCUCCCCAAGGUGUCCUGUCCGAGGUGCAGCGGCAGGAGUCGGGCCCAGUACUGGUGAAGCCCUCGCAGACCCUCUCCCUCACCUCCACCAUCUCUGGUUACUCCGUCACAACCAGUAGUUCCUACUGGAACUGGAUCCGCCAGCCCACGGGGAAGAGCCUUGAGUGGAUGGGAUACAUUGCUUAUGAUGGAAGCACAUAUUAUAACCCGUCCGUCAAGAGCCGCACCUCCAUCACCAGAGACACGACCAAGAACCAGUUCUUCCUGCAGCUGAGCUCUGUGACCGACGAGGACACAGGCGUAUAUUACUGUGCCAGAGACACAGUGACAGGAAGUCAGCACGAGCCCAGACACAAACCUCCUUGCAGGAUACAGGAGGGGUCUGGGCUGCAGGGGGCGCUCAAAGCCCACCCAGCUCCUGUGCCCCGUGGAGCAGUGUCCUGGUUGGAGAAGCAGCUGCCUGAGGGCCGACACAGCUCUGAUACUUCCAUGUGCAGGAUUCAGGGUGACAAGCACCGAGAUAAUCAAUCAGAGCCCUGCUGGGCUGAAUUUUGGGCUGGGAUCAAUGUACCCUUGGUGUCGAGUAGGAGCUGUGCUGGCAGCCGUGCUCACCUCGUUCCUGAUUAUGAGGGACGCCCUGAUCGAGCUGUGCUGGCAGCGAACAAGGACUGUGUGUGUGUGUCCUCAUGA